AUGACGCCAAACACAAACUUCUUUCUCUCUUUCAGCUUUGGAUGCUCUCCCGACACGAUACUCGUCGCUCGCCAUGUUGACUCUCUUCGGCUUCGAGACAAAAAAGUACCAUCCUCGUCGCCCACAUACAAAGUCCCGCGCCGGCUGCCUAACCUAAAACGCCGCGUCAAAUGCGACGAAACCCACCCAACAUGUCGUCAAUGCAUUCGCACAGGCUGGUCCUGCUCCUGGCCAGACAUCCAACCACAUAAUAAAGUCCAGUCACAAUCACACCAAGUAAACCAAUAUUCUUCGCUACCAAGCGCAAUUCCGUCCCGCAUCUUUCAAACACAGCGCGAGACUCACUUCUUCGACUUCUUCCGCUUGCAUACCGUCAUCGACCUAAGCGGCUGGUCGCCCUCCUCCUUCUGGCAGCGGCUCGUCCUGCAGAUGGUUCAUACCGAACCUGCGGCGCGGCAGGCAGCCAUUGCGUUGGGGGCAUUGCAUCUUGAGGGUUUGUCUUCGACACAUGCCUUGCGGUUUUACGGUGGGGCGCUUGCGACGUUGAGGAGCGCUUUACUUGGAUCGGGAUCAGAGUCGGUUCCGAAUAUGGACGCGUGUCUUACGACGUGUCUGCUUUUGUCGUGCUUUGAGAUUGCACGGGAGGACUGUACCGCUGCGCAGAUCCACUAUAAGCAGGGAUUGGCGAUUCUCAAGCACUGCUCAAAUCACGGCGUUCAAUCACGAGAUGACCCGGCGUUGGGCACAGAAGAACCCAUCCAGACAACCUUCUCCCUGUUCGAGAUGCAUAUCAUUGCUUUUCUGUCAAAUCGUCCGAGUCCGGGUUAUACGCCUGACAACGGCUAUGCCGCUUCUGCUGCCGCACAAACCUACCCAUCACCGUUGAGGCCCCUCUCGCUUUCUAUACCUAAUGUCUUCCCCUCCCUCUCGUCAGCAGCAGAGUCCUACCUUCGCAUUCAGCACGCAAUUCAAUCCGCAACAACUCAAAUAACAUACCAACUCGCGUUCUCUCAACCGGUCCCGGUUCCGGAUCUUGAGGGGCUAUAUCCGCAUCGCGAGUCGUAUGGGGCUUCUCUUGCGUUUCCUGAGGUAUUAGAGGAAGUGUUGAGGGAGGGUUUGCGGUUGUUGCAGACUUGGGAGAGUGCUUUUGAGGCGUUGAUCACUAGCCUUGGUCGUGGUGAUGGUGGAAAUGGAAGGAGCAUUCAAGACGAACGCACAGUCUCCCUCCUCCGGGGUCACGCAGCUAUCCUCAUGAUUCGACGCUCAAGAGACCCAAGCCUCGGCGAGAUGGGCUACGAUAUCUUUCGAGAAUCAUACUUGACCGCGCUCCUCCACUUCGAAAACGCCACCGACCUUGCCUGGGCCGAGAAACAAGCUACAAACGAGACCGGGCCAAAACCACUCUUCUCGCUCAGUCUCGGCGUGCUCCACGCCCUCUACGAUCUCGUAGCCAAGUGUCGAGAUCUACACAUUCGACGGCGAGGACUAGAUUUGCUAUCGAGGAUGCCCUUCCGUGAGGGUUUAUGGGACGGACCGAAUGCACGGCGGGUGAUUGAAGCGAUUCUAUCCUUUGAAGAGAUGAAUCGCCUUUCUGGAAUUGAGGGGCCAGAAGGGAUCCCUGAGGAGUAUCGGACCGUCGGUGUGAAUUUUGUAUUUACGCCUGAGAGGUUCAAGAUCAUUGCGGAUUCGAUGCGUGGGAGGGGCGUUUCUGUCGUUGAGCUAGACUGA
This is a messenger RNA of Aspergillus calidoustus, 1728 nucleotides long. The record is from the annotation of a GenBank genome assembly. NCBI's taxonomy places the organism in Eukaryota, Fungi, Ascomycota, Eurotiomycetes, Eurotiales, Aspergillaceae.